Molecule: messenger RNA, 6464 nt
Organism: Chiloscyllium plagiosum (whitespotted bambooshark)
Lineage: Eukaryota; Metazoa; Chordata; Chondrichthyes; Orectolobiformes; Hemiscylliidae
Source: RefSeq, a predicted model, not a curated record
AAUGUGCUUUAUUUAAAUUCAACCAACGUGACCUUUAAUUAAUUCUGUACCCUACUUUAAUUUUCUUGAAGGUUGGUGUACAGGAAAGGGGAACAAAACAAAAUGUUCGGCCGUACCCAGCAUGGUGUGGUGUCCACCUUUCCUCCGGUAAUUGAAUCUCGUUCCCAGAAGCCCCCUAGUGGGAGUUCAUCAUAAAUUUCACCAACCACAGACCCAAACAGUAAGUACGCAACCACAUCUUCAACGAGAAAACCAGAUUGAGCGAGGGUCUGAAACCACUAACCUAUUAUAGUUCACUGCUGAUUAAUUUGCUGGAUAGUUUGAGACAACCAUAUUUCCCCCAAUUUAUAGUAGCAUAUUGGUCAAUAUAAAGCAUCGAAUGCAGAAAAUGUGAUCACCUCAAACAUAAAUAUUGCUUUUCGAUGUUCAAUAUAUAUAAUUUCGGCAAACACUAAGCAUCAAUAAUAAAGUUUUCUCAUUCUGAUUAUGCUCCGUCCGUAGCGUUUCAAGCGUCAAAAAAAAGCCCAGUACAGCACAAUUAGAAGCGUAUAAAAGGACUAUAUGUGACAAAUGAUAUGAACCGCUUUGCAAUGUUUUGCGAGAAUAUACUCGGCGUUACAGGUGAACUUAUACAACGCUAUUAGCAGGGAAGCAAUCGCUUUUCGAACAUCGUUCACAAAAGUCAAUCGGAAUCUUAAAAUUCCAAAAGAACUCUCUCUGACUUUCUUAAACUUAAGGAUUGUUUUCUAUCCGAAAAGAUUCUGCCUCGAGUUCACCUAGUUACAGAAUAUUCUUUGUUAAAUGUAGUGCGGAGGUGGAAAAACUUGUCAAUCGCCGUUCGGUGCUGUGUUAGAUCUUUGGAAGUUACAGUUCUCUAACAGCAACUGCUUUUAAUGUCUCAGGGAGACUCUGAUACUCUCGCUGCACCCGAACUAUAUAACGCUUUCAACACCCUGGGCACUUUGAGUGUAAAUAUAGUUCACACUGAUUUGGGGGGGGGGGGCAAAUUUUCAAGUCGGAAAGUGUAGGGAGUUACCGGAACAUUAGCCGUUUCCUUUUACGGUUCCUUCUCGUUCUUAUAACAUUGCAAUAUCUGUGAGCUGUAAAGAUCAGUGGGACGGCUCCAUGAGAUAGCAUUGUAUUUAUUCCUCAGUCAUUCUAUACGGACACUUGUCCUGAGUAUCUCAUACCCUAACUUAAGUUGGCAAUUCCAAGGAAUGUAGGGGCUCUUGUCGAUGGGUUCAUGCCCCACCAGCUCCAGAGCUGGGCUAUAAAACAUCUGAACAGGUUGAUUAGAAAAUAUUUAGAGAGGUCCACCAAUUCUUAGUGUGCCAAUGAACACCAUAAACGUAUUUUGUUUAAAAAAACAAAAUGACUUGCAGUUAAUGCGUCGUCCCAUUCACAAGUGUCUGUACCACAAAAUGGGAUUCUUUCAUAGUACGUACUCUAUAUUUUUUAAAAAAAAUCAAUUGAAAACGCUGGAGUGUCGGUAUUAUAAAGUAUGCACGCCAUUUAAAACAUAGUGAACUUAAAGUUUACAAAAAUCUUAAAGCGUAUGCUUUUGUAUUAAUUGCGCCAAUAACAACUCUGCAGGUGAACUCUAACCACGAUUAAAGUUGUCGCUCAUCAUAAAAUAAGUGAUGGACAGAAGUAAUGGUGAAAUUUGGAAAUUUCUUCCAAUCUUUUAUUUUUACUCUCAGCUACUUCGUUUUUAAAAAAAAACACAAUGAAACACGCAGAUUCCAUUUCCUUCCGCAAUUCUCUCUUGUUUGUAAUUAAAGUGAGAUGAUCAUUGAGAUGCAGUAAUUGUGGCUCUCCCGUGGCCUGGUGUUGUGCAUUUAUUCCAAUUGACAAUCACAUUGUUCUUUAAUUAGUAAAUGCCCGGUUUACCGCAUCCACUGAUUGGGAGAAAAAUUUGGCAAUGGAGGGCAUUACAAACGCAUAUCAUUUGUGGUUUAUCUCCGAUUCAAUUCGACUUGUACAGACAUGCACGUGGGCAGGCCUACGUGGUGUCUGAGCCGGAGGGAGCAGCUUCUCUUAGACCCAAGCCAAGGCGGCUGUGAGUGCCGAAGGAUGAGUUUGAGCGUGAAAUUCAGCAUCUUCCUGCUUCUGUCUGAGCGGAUGCUCAGCACCGCCACUCACCUUUCCAACCAAGUUGUGCUGCUAGACACAACAGCUGCGCUAGGAGAGCUGGGAUGGAAAGCAUAUCCAUUAAAUGGGUGGGAUGCUAUCCCAGAAAUGGAUGAACGCAACCGACCCAUUCAUACCUACCAGGUUUGCAAUGUGAUGGAACCCAAUCAAAACAACUGGCUGCGGACUAACUGGAUUUCACGUGAGGCAGCUCAAAAAGUGUACGUUGAGCUGAAAUUUACCCUGAGGGAUUGCAAUAGCAUUCCCUGGGUUCUGGGGACUUGCAAAGAGACAUUCAAUCUAUACUACAUGGAAUCGAAUGAGUCUCACGGUGUUAAAUUCAAGCAAAAUCAGUACACUAAAAUUGAUACAAUUGCAGCUGAUGAGAGUUUUACUCAGAUGGAUCUAGGAGAUCGUAUCCUUAAGCUGAACACUGAAAUCCGUGAAGUUGGGCCGAUAAGCAAAAAGGGAUUUUAUUUGGCCUUUCAGGAUAUUGGAGCUUGUAUUGCUCUUGUCUCUGUGCGUGUGUACUACAAAAAGUGCCCAUUUACUUUUCGCAACUUGGCAAUGUUUCCUGACACAAUCCCGAGAGUUGAUUCUUCAUCCCUUGUGGAAGUCCGUGGGUCCUGUGUAAAGAAUGCAGAGGAGAAAGACACACCAAAACUCUACUGUGGUGCAGAUGGAGACUGGCUGGUUCCUUUGGGAAGAUGUGUCUGUAGUACUGGCUAUGAGGAAGUGAAUGGAGCCUGCCAUGCUUGCAGGCAUGGAUUCUAUAAACCUUUUGCUGGAAACACCAAAUGCUCCAAAUGUCCUCCACAUAGCUUCACUCAUGAAGAUGCCUCACAAGUGUGUAAAUGUGACAAAGGUUACUACAGGGCAGAAAAAGACCCACCAACAAUGGCUUGUACCAGACCUCCUUCCACCCCUCGAAAUGUCAUUUUCAACAUUAAUGACUCAUCGCUAAUCCUUGAGUGGAGUCCACCAGUAGAUACAGGGGGACGGAAAGAUCUCACCUAUAAUGUCAUCUGUAAGAUGUGUGGCUUAGGCCCUAAGAAGUGCUCGCUCUGUGGAGGAGGCGUACGUUUUGUACCUCGCAACACAGGCUUGACAAAUACUUCAGUGACUGUUGUUGACUUUCUUGCCCACAUGAAUUACACAUUUGAGAUUGAGUCAGUGAAUGGAGUCUCCAGUGAGAGCACGGUUCCCAGGCAGUAUGCUAUUCUCACCAUAGUCACUAAUCAAGCUGCUCCCUCUCUGAUUGGGUUUCUGAGGAAAGAUUGGGCAUCCCAGAACAGUAUUGGUCUGUCAUGGCCGGAGCCUGAGCAUCCAAAUGGAGUCAUUCUGGACUACGAGAUAAAGUACUAUGAAAAAGAACACGAACAACUCAGCUACUCCUCUACAAGGUCCAAAUCUUCCAGUGUAAUCAUUAAUGGACUGAAGCAUGCUACGAAAUAUGUAUUUCAGAUCCGUGCUCGGACUGCGGCUGGAUAUGGCAGUUACAGUCAGAAGUUUGAGUUUGAAACCGGAGAUGAAUCAUCUGACAUUGCCACAGAACAAGGGCAAGUUUUGGUCAUUGCAACUGCUGCAGUUGGAGGAUUCACUCUUCUUGUUAUCCUCACCCUGUUCUUCCUAAUCACUGGCAGGUGCCGUUGGUAUAUUAAAGCAAAAAUGAAAUCUGAAGAAAAGAGGAGAACACAUUUCCAAAAUGGACAUAUCAGAUUUCCGGAGAUAAGAACAUACAUUGAUCCUGAUACUUAUGAAGACCCAUCUCAAGCUGUGCAUGAAUUUGCGAAAGAAAUAGAUCCCUCCAGAAUUCGCAUAGAGAGAGUAAUUGGAGCAGGGGAAUUUGGAGAGGUCUGUAGCGGUCGGCUAAAGACACCUGGAAAAAGGGAAAUUCCUGUGGCUAUUAAGACCUUAAAAGGAGGUUACAUGGAUAGACAACGAAAGGAUUUCCUCAGAGAAGCUAGCAUCAUGGGCCAAUUUGACCACCCUAACAUUGUUCGUUUGGAGGGAGUUGUAACAAAAAGUAGGCCAGUGAUGAUCGUGGUUGAAUAUAUGGAAAAUGGAUCCCUGGACUCAUUUCUGAGGAAACAUGAUGGACAUUUCACAGUCAUUCAACUAGUGGGCAUGCUUCGUGGGAUAGCAUCUGGCAUGAAAUACCUGUCUGACAUGGGCUAUGUACACCGUGAUUUGGCUGCUCGUAAUAUCCUUGUCAAUAGUAACCUUGUCUGUAAAGUAUCAGACUUUGGUCUUUCUAGAGUGCUUGAAGAUGACCCUGAAGCUGCAUACACUACAACGGGUGGGAAAAUUCCUAUUCGGUGGACGGCUCCUGAAGCAAUAGCCUACAGAAAGUUCUCUUCAGCUAGUGAUGUGUGGAGUUAUGGAAUCGUAAUGUGGGAAGUGAUGUCAUAUGGGGAAAGACCUUACUGGGAGAUGUCCAACCAAGAUGUUAUUUUAUCAAUAGAAGAGGGUUAUCGACUCCCUUCUCCAAUGGGCUGCCCUGGCACUCUUCAUCAGCUCAUGCUCCAUUGUUGGCAGAAGGAACGAAAUCACAGGCCAAAGUUCACAGAAAUUGUUAGUUUCUUGGACAAAGUGAUUCGCAAUCCAAGCAGCCUUCAGAACCUAGUGGAAGAGGUGCAUGGAUUACCAGAAUCUCCUGGUGAACUGCCAGAGUUUUCUUUGUUUCUCUCCGUAAAUGAUUGGCUGGACUCAAUCAAAAUGGAACAGUACAAGAGCAAUUUCAUGGCCGCAGGCCUCACAAGUUUGGAUUCAGUCACAAGGAUGAGUAUUGAUGAUGUGAGAAGAAUUGGGGUCACAUUAAUAGGACAUCAGAGACGAAUAGUGAGCAGUAUACAGACUUUGAGACUGCACAUGUUCCACAUACAGGAGAAAGGAUUUCAUGUGUGAAUACACUACUAAUGUUAUUGAGUUCUAUCUCAGCAAGUUCGGUGGGAGAACAUUUUAUAACUACAAUGCCUAGCUUUGUCUAUGUGGAAAGUAUGAUGAGACAUUGAUAGUUGACAUUUCCUUAAUUUGGACAAGUUUUCAACAUGAAUCUUAAGCCUCCACAAGUUUCCGUACUUUAGAUAAAACUUUACGAACCAAUUCCCCAUAGAGCUAACAAACUAUUGCUAAUAAAGUGGAGUCUAAGAAACACUAAUUGCCAAUUACUCCAUUGUUAUUUAAAGAACAGUUCAUGUGUAGAUGGAUACCUCUUGCAGUAAUAUUCUAAUGGCCAUGUGGCUGCAACAGUAUUGAUACGUUUAGAGUUAUAGGUUGAGAAGUAAUCUCUUUUCCAUGUUUGUGACUGUUUAGCUGCUAAUAUCAAAUGUGCAAUCAAAAGAUUGACUUUAAUAUGUUCUUUUUGUAAUUUAUCCUGUACAGAUCCGAAAGGAUUUUUUCUUUAUUUCAAAUUAAUUCUUGGUAUGCUAGUAUAUGGAUAAAAUAGACAUUAACUGAACUUGAAAGUAUUGAGUCUAAAAGAUCUUGCAAUUUAACUCAUGAGAAUAGAUGUGGGAGUUGCCUUAUUUCAUUUUGUGUUCAUCUGAGAACGAAUUUUAUGUGUGUAGGUAUAUUUUUACAGAAAAGAAAAUGUAGUUAGCAAUUUAAUGCCAUCACCAGGCUAUUGCCUUUUAAUAUCAGUGAGUAUUUAUUAGGCCUUAAUCUGCAACCAUUUUGUUCAUAGGUGCACCUAUGUUUCUGAGAUUGUGCCUACAAUUAUGACUGUUGAGCACUUCAGAUUGCCAUGAAUAACAGUUGUCAUUUCUUUUUCCUUUUGAGUUCUCUGUCCAAAGACAGAUCUGAUCCACAGCGCCACAAACUUCACUACAGGGAGGGCAAGAAGCCAGCUUCCCAGUCCAGCCCAGGGAUUGAAGCCCAGGCUGAUCCAUGCCAGCCAUCUAGCUUACUGAGUCAGUCACCACACCAAAAAAUAAGAAGUCCAAUUUCUGUGAUGACAUAUUCAUGCAUAUUGUAGCUUAUAGCUGUGAAUAUUAAAAAUAGACUCCAAUUCUUCCAUCAAAUGGCUGCCACACAUUUUUCUCACUCACAUCAUAUCAUUGGCGAGUGUUGGAGGGAUUUACACGUUGACACUCAACCUGCUGACAAUAUCAAUGGCCAUCAUAACUUGCAGUAGAAUUUGAAACUGGAGAGGCUCCGAGGUAGGGAUGCAACACAUUGUAAAUUAGGUUUCUAAAGUUAUGUAUUGCUACAGGAACCCCGGAGUGGCCGGUUAGACUUCAAUCUACUUUUCAAAGUAGUUAGAUUAGAUACCCUAUGGUGUAGAAAAAGGCCCUUCGGCCCACAAGCCCAUACCAACCCUCCGAAGAGUAACC